AUGAAUUUCGAUCAAGAAAGUGAGACAAGUGUCUCAUCUUUUGAUGACGGCAGUGAUAUUAGUGACGAUACUGAAAGUGACGUGGAAAUGGAUGAAGAAAGCAGCGUUGUGGAAAAUAAAGACGAAGAACUUGAAUGGAAUUGGAGCGAAGACUUUAUCCCAAGUACAAAUUUUUCUUCAGCGGAAAUCAAAGGAUAUACAACGAUACCUCUUACAGAAAGCGUCGACCCAAUCGAUAUCUUCAAUAAAUUUUUUACCACGGAUAUCAUUGAUAUGAUUGUAACGCAAACGAAUGUUUAUGGAGAGAAGAAAUCUUUAGCGAAGGGAUCACCAAAUAAUUGGCAAAAAGUGAAUGAAAAUAAUAUUCGGUGUUUUCUUGGUGUAUUAAUUAUUAUGGGUUUACAUCGAGUACCUCGGCUUAGAGAUUAUUGGAGCAGAAACAAAGUAUUCUAUACGGAAAUGAUUGCCAAUGUCAUGCCCAGGAACGAAUUUUAUCAAUUGUUCUCUGCAUUACAUUUAAAUGAAGCGUUUGAUAGCGAAGAAUUAUCUUCACUGUCGCCGCCAGAUUAUUUAUUAAGUGAUCUUAUUGUUGAUUCGAUUAUUAUAUUAGAUGGAGCUCAUGAUGAACCAAAUUUCAAAAAAUUUAUCAGAAGUUUUUAUUCGUCAUUUAGUCAUAUUACGUUUAAUGUUGAAUGCAAAGAGAUGGUGACGAGUAUCGCAUCGUCCACUUUUUCAAGCACAUCAACAAAACAAUAUUUAACUGUAAUGGAACAAAUUGUUAUGUUGAAUGAUAAAAAGGACUAG
This is a messenger RNA of Didymodactylos carnosus, 804 nucleotides long. The record is from the annotation of a GenBank genome assembly. NCBI's taxonomy places the organism in Eukaryota, Metazoa, Rotifera, Eurotatoria, Philodinida, Philodinidae.